Messenger RNA from Mustela erminea (ermine), 3203 nucleotides. RefSeq names its product kinetochore localized astrin (SPAG5) binding protein (gene KNSTRN). NCBI's taxonomy places the organism in Eukaryota, Metazoa, Chordata, Mammalia, Carnivora, Mustelidae. Gene Ontology annotation, cellular component: kinetochore; centriolar satellite; microtubule plus-end. Bases 120 to 1070 code for a protein of 316 amino acids. The record is from RefSeq and is a predicted model, not a curated record. The transcript has 9 exons. Gene Ontology annotation, biological process: regulation of attachment of spindle microtubules to kinetochore; spindle organization; mitotic sister chromatid segregation.
CAUAGCUCCUUUCAGGCAGGCAAAGUGCACCACUCCCCUCCCCCGCCCAGACCUGGGGCCUCUGACACCCGAAGCCUACAAGCUCCUGCUGUUGCCUCAGUUCUGACCUGCCGUACAGCAUGGCAGCUUCCAAAGGCGUGGUCCCCAGAACGGCUAGCCGUACAACAUGGCCGCCUACAGAGCGCGAACCGCGCCCCCUCCCGCCCAAUCACCGGAAGUUUCCAUUUGAAAGCCCGGCGGCAGACCCGGUCGCUGGUGCGGCAGUUACCGAGGAGCAUCCUUUGAACCAGGGCAACGAGGGCUGCGGGCAGGAGCUGCAGGAGCCUGGACCUCAGCUGCGCCGCCUCGUUACGAUGACCAGCGUGGUUAAGACAGUAUACACUCUGCAGCCCCCCGCUGUGCAGAGCGGCGGCCUGCCGGCAGACACACAAACUCGAGCCACUUCUAAGAGCCUGCUACCUGUUAAGUCCAAGGAAGCAGAUGUUUCCAGACUUCAUUCAGGAGGUUCAGAAAACGAUGUUAUAAAAGUCACUAAACCAAGACGAGAGAACGGGCAGGUAAAAGCUGCAGACCCUGCCACGAGGAAGAACCUCAGAAAGAGCUAUAAACCACUGAGUAAACAGAAAUCAGAGGAAGAGCUCAAGGAUAAGAACCAGCUCUUAGAGGCCGUCAACAAGCAGCUGCAUCAGAAGUUGACUGAAACUCAGGGAGAACUGAAGGACCUGACCCAAAAGGUGGAGCUGCUGGAGAAGUUUCAGGACAACUGUUUGGCAAUUUUGGAGAGCAAGGGCCUCAACCCAGUUUUAGGCAGUGAGGCCCUGGCAUCACAGCAAGGAUCCACCACCGAUCACACGGACUCUAUGUUGCUGCUAGAAACUUUGCAAGAUGAGCUGAAGUUUUUCAACGAAACAGCCAAAAAGCAGAUGGAGGAGUUACAGGCCUUAAAAGUAAAGUUGAAGAUGAAAGAAGAAGAGAGAGCCCGGUUCCUAGAACAGCAGACGUUAUGUAACAGUCAAGUAAAUGACUUUACAGCAGCCCUUGAGGAAAUGGAACAGCUAUUAGAAAUGUGAUAAAAAGCAAGUGACCAGAUGGCUCCCACAAAGGAAGCCACUUAGGACAUCUGCUUCUCGGCCAUGACCUUCUAGGACUCACUAUCCCCAGAAUGGAAACAGUUUCUGCAGUAGGAUUAAGGACAGUCUAUGCUGGAAUGGCGGUUCCUCCUUUAGGCAAGCGUGCGCCCCCCUCAGACUGAUGGGCCCUCCUGAACCUUGCACAUACAGAAUCGAGGCCAACAAGAGAGCCCCUCUGUCCCCAGAAGCUUGGAUUGACUCUCUAGCCAACAAAGCGAACGGCAGGCCAUUAGAAUCAGGAGACUAAACUAGCCACAGCCAGACGAUCCCAAAGGUCACAUUCAGAUGCAUAGGAAGAAAACCUUAAUUGUACCGUGGAAUACAGAGACUCCAUGGGAGAGAUCACUGAGAAGCAAUGCUGUCCCCUUCUAACUUGGAACACACUUUGUCUAAUCCUGGUUGGGCUCUAGACCUCAUUGUUAAAUGAAUGAACGUGAAGUUACUGGAAAUGGCUUAAUAAAUGAGGGUGAAGGUUUAGAUAGAAGUAACACCUACCUGAAAUAAUACAACUUGGAGCUUUUAAUCUAAAUCACUUCUGCUUUUAUUUUUUAUUAAGUGCUACUUUUAAAAUAAACAUUUCUGUGACUAUCCAGACUGCAACACUGAGAAAUGAAAAUAAGCCAUUUAACUGACCCAUGUCCACCGAAUACUCUUGGCCUAAUCCAGGGAACAAGUUCAAGACUCCAGUGUAACCCACAAUAUUUUUCUUCCACUUCAGUGCUCUGUGGCUAGCCCUGCUGUCUUCCAGGAGCAGAGCUGGUCUUCUGAGGGUGUCUGCUGUUUGUGGCAGUAGAUGCCUGACUCCAUCCUCCAGCUGUGUGUCACUAGCUGCCUGUGCCCUCUCUAUAUUCCUGAGCCUGGUUCUCUUCUGCUCUUUGCAUAGCCAAUCCAGGGCCUGGCCCCAUGGAUCCCUAGUUAGCUAAAGUCCAUGGUAGGCUUCCCUCUGGUUUACUAAGGCAGAGCUCUAUUUCAUUUCUUAGUCGAUCUAGGCAGACUUCAGCUAUCUUCCGUGUUUUUCUGCAUCUCCCAAUUUCUACACUAACCCCACCCCCCUCCACUCUUGAGCAUUGAGACUACCACACAACCAGGCCAAGGAACACCCCCACCCUGACUUUAGGGCUAAAUUUCUUUGCCUUCACACACACAUUCACACAGUUGGUUAUGUCCCCAAAAUCAGACGUACGUAGUUACAUAACUCACCAGUCAAAAGGGCUGAAUAUUUUCUUCUACCCAUUUUCAGCAUGUUUAUAGUUUAAAAGAUUAUUUACCCAAAUGAAUGUAUAAUUGGCAUUUCUGCCCCUCCCCCCACAAAGUUCUACUUCCUUCUUGGAAAGAGAGCGGGAGAACUCAGCUGUGGGAUCCUCACCUCCUUGUCAGGCCGCCCUAGUUAACACCUAGGAACGUAACUUCCUCAAUGCCUAUGACUCCUCUAACCCAGCGCCGAAACCCUGUUCGCUGGUGGCCAGCCAAGGGCCUUUGCCUCACCAGCUCCCCUCUGUGCUCCUUUGCCUUUUCUGUUGCUUCCUCCUACCUUUGUUGCUCCAUCUGCCUCUCUCGUGGAGGUGUUCGGGAUGAUUCAUCUGUUCCGUAGGCAGGAUGAACUCAUGUUAGGAGAAACUCAGCAGACAGUAAUUCAUACUCUCCAAUCUGCUGGGUGCUCUAGGAAACUUUAAUAGAGAAUGGCAUUCUUAACCUCAAAGAUGCUUACCAUCUAUUUGGGAAAACUUGUAUGUGUAGGUUACAUGUAAGUGAAAUAACAAAGAGCAACACUUUACUAACUGGGUUGUGUGGCAUAGGUAUGUACUCUAGUAGUUCACUAUGGGCUAGUUUGGUUGGGGAGGGCUUCAGGAGGAGGCAGACCGGAGACUGAAGGAAGAGUAACAUCUGGAGAGGCUAGCUAGAAAGUGGAGGACAUUCCAGAUCAGUAAACCUGUGGUGGUUCAGGGAGAGAAGCAAGGUCAGGUCACAGGCAGCUCCGCUUCCUUUCCCCCCACCUCACCCUCUGCGUAUCUUCCACCUGGCUAUUCCUGAGUUACAGCCUGUGCAGUAAAUAAAAUGUUUCUCUGAGUCUGU